GAGAUAAAAUCAAAAACACUGAAAGCAGCUGAAGCUAAAACUCUUCAAGUCCCCGCGCCUUGGAGCUCACAGGAGGAGUUCUGUUACUCCCAUUCUCAGAACGAAAAGUUCCAAAAUGCAGCGAGUCUUGAUUUCUGCGUGUUCCCUCUUGAUCUGUAUCUUGUUGCAGGACUGCAGCCGCGCGGCACCAAUUGACUGUCAACAGGAACAAGAACGACUGAGAGCUCAAGUGAAAGCUCUGGAAUUACAGAUUAAACAGCAACAACUACAGAUUCAGCGGCUCUUAGAUGAAAGGGAAAAUGUGCAUGACACUGAUGCUUCCGAAGAUUAUGCUACUAAUGAUCUCAGAGGAAGAAAUCUCUUUGCAGACUGUGCAGAGAUCUACAACACUGGAAAUAGACUGAGUAUGUUUUAUAGAAUACAACCAUUGUCAUCUCCCACAAGCUUCAAGGUGUACUGUGAUAUGAGAGAUGGUGGUGGCUGGACAGUCAUCCAAAGACGGACUGAUGGCAGUGAAAACUUCGACAGAGUCUGGUCAGAUUACAAAGAAGGUUUUGGAAACUUUCAAUCUGCCAAUGGAGAAUACUGGAUUGGAAAUGAUAACUUGUAUCAUCUGACAUCACAGGGAAACUAUAACUUGAAAAUUGAUCUUACUGACUGGGAUGGCGAAAACCGUAAUGCCCAAUAUAGGAGUUUCAGAGUGCAAAAUGAGCAGAAUUCAUACCAGUUAACCUUUGGUGACUAUUCUGGAACUGCAGGAGACUCACUGAGUGGUACGUUUCAUCCAGAAGUUGCAUGGUGGGCCAACCACAAUGGCAUGAGGUUCAGCACAAAGGACAGAGAUAAUGACCGCUAUGAGGGAAACUGUGCAAAGGAAGACAAAGGUGGUUGGUGGUAUAACAGAUGUCACUCUGCUAACCUGAAUGGACAUUAUUACAAGAGAGGACCUUUCUCUUCAAAAACAGAUGAUGGAAUUGUUUGGUAUACUUGGCAUGGAUGGUGGUAUUCAUUAAAGUCUACAGUUAUGAAGAUACGACCUUCUGAAUUUGUACCAAGCAGAGAAUGAGUGUUCCUAUCCUUCUUGAAAUUAGUAUAAGUGUAUUAUUGUAUCACAAUGUUUUCUAUAACAAUACCUUCUUCAGUCGGACUUUGUAUUGCACACUUAUUCCUCUGCCAGGUUCAGGAUGAACAUUAUUUGGGAACAAAUAAUGUGGUCCAUUUAUGUUUUUCCUUUGGCAACUCUUAUAUCAUGUUUGGAUUGUAACAAGGAGUGAAAGUGGCUCACUAUUCACAAGAUAAUUGAUUGUGGGGCUUCAAUGCAUUUUACAUUUUCCUAGCAGGAUGCAAACAGUAUAUUGUUAAGAUUUAACUGAAAUAGCUUUCAAGUAUAUUUGAAGUCAAAACAAUCAGUGCUACUUAGUUAUUUAAUCAGGGCAUGAAUUUUGUUCUCAGCAUUCAGGUUCAUCAAUUAUGCUAUUAUGCCUUAAAGAUCAUGGAAACUUUCUUACUUUCUGCUCCCAUGCAUUUGUGUUAAAUUCAAAUCCUCAAACUUUUGAAGAUUGCACAUCUUGUACUUAACAAAGCUACUAAACGCUCAUUCGCAUAGCUGCUCUGUUCCAGCACAUGGAAAUUCUUUGCCUCUGACUACACCUUACAUGAGUGAUGGUGGACUGAAGAAAGCCACCAAUUUCAAUUACUGAUGGUCGGCUUUCAAGUAACUUACUCCUAACCCCUUCAUUAAUCAGUGACACUGGGGCAGAAAAGUUAAGGGAUCCCACUGACGAGUUUGCAGGCAGGAGGAGCUGGAAGAAUUCCCAGAGUGCCCUUCCCACCAUCCAUCCACCCUAUCUCCCAAACCUCUCCACAGAUAUAAUGGGAUGGUGGGGAAGUGGGAAGAGCUAUAGUGUCCCAUCCACCUACACCCCAAUUACUAGCAACUUAAAUCCAACUUCUAGCUUAGCCAUGAUGAGGAAGUCAAACAGCAGUAGGGUGGAAGGCUCAGCAGAUGGGACAGCUCCUGGCCUUUCGAAUGCGGUCACCAAAUCACCACCUAUACACCAGCAACCACCCCCUACCCCCCCGCCUCAAAACAACUCUAUUCAUUGCACUUGCUCCUCACAGCAUCUCUCUAGUUACCAUUGCAAGUAGUAGAUUGAAUGUGGGCAGCUGGCAGUUUCAAUAGAAGCCACCUGUCCAGGCUGAAAUCUCACCUCCAGUCCACGAAGUGCCAAAGAGAUGCGGAGUUACAUUUUUUUUGCCCCACUACCUGAACAAUUCUGCCCCUAUAGUUCAUUUUAUGAGAUGGUUUCCUCUCCUCCAUGGAAAGAGAUUAAAUUGACAGAUAGUGAGGACUGCGUAUGCUGGACAGAGUUGAUCAAAUGUGGAGCGACUAACCACAGACAUAUACUACAAGCCCACUGACUCCCACAGCUACCUAGACUCACCUCCUCCCACCCUACUCCCUGUAAAAAUGCCAUCCCUUAUUCCCAAUUCCUCCACCUCUGCUGCAUCUGUUCCCAGGAUGACCAAUUCCACCUCAGAAAAUCCCAGAUGGCGUCCUUCUUCCACAAUCACAAUUUCCCUUCCCAUGUGGUUGAUGAUACCCUCCAGCGUAUUUCCUCCACUUCACACACCACCACCCUUGAACCUCACCCCUCCCAACGCAACAAGGACAGAACCCCCCUGGUCCUCACCUUCCACUCCACCAACCUUCGCAUACAAUGUAUCAUCCUCUGCCACUCCUGCAUACCUCUAAAUAUACCCCAACACCAGACAUAUAUUACCCUCCCCAUCCCUAUCAGUGUGCCGAAAACACCAUUCCAUCUGCAAUUCCCUUGUCAGUCCACGCCCCCCCCCCCCCACCAGCCCACACCUGGCACCUUUCCCUGCCACUGCAGAGAGUGCAAAACCUGCAUCCACACCACUCCCUAUCCAAGGUCCCAAGGGAUCCUUCCACUUCAGUCAGAAAUUCACCUGUAUCUCUACCAAUAUCAGCUACUGCAUCCAUUGCACCCGCUGUGAUCUCCUCUACAUCGGGGAGACAGAACACCUUCUUCCAGAUUGUUUCAGAGAACAUCUCUGGGACACCCACAACCACCAAGCCCACCACCCACUCCAUCAAAGACAUGCAGGUCCUUGGCCUCCUCUACCACCAAACCAUUACCAACCAGUGACUAGAGGAAGAAAGUCUCAUAUUUCGUCUUGGGAACCUGCAACCACACGGGAUAAACAUGGAUUCUGACAGCUUCCUCAUUUCCCCUCCCCCCACAUUAUCCCGAUCCCAAGCCUCCAAUUUGGCACAGCUCUCUGGUCCAUCCAUCACUGACCCCCCUCUGAAAUAUCACUUUCUCCCUCACCUUCAUCCACCAAUCACUUUCCCAGCUACCUCCCCCCCAACCCCAACCCACAAGCCUCAUUCUUGAUGAAAGGCUUAUGCCCAAAACAUCGAUUCUCCUGUUCCUUGGAUGCUGCCUGACCUGCUUUGCUUUUCCAGCACUACACUCUCGACACUGAUCUCCAGCAUCUGCAGUCCUUACUUUCUCCUAGCAAGCACAAGAGACACAAGGGACUCCUGUAUUACCUCACUGGUUUCCUUAGUUUGUCUGGUAAUAGGCAUUCCCUCUCCACCUGGAUGAAUCUAAUCUCUGGUGUGGCAAUCUCCCUCUAUAUGUGUUAUCCAUGUAAUUCUCUGCCUCACGGAAACACAUCAGUGCUGCUGCUGGUCAAGUUCAGAAACCAAGUGCUCAAGGUUGUGCAGGCAAUGACAUUUCCUUCAGAUGUGUUUGUUUGGGACAUAAUAAUGUCCAUGACUUUACACAUACCAUGGGAGAGACAUUCCACUUUCCCCAUUGAUUUAGCAUUUCGUAAGUCUAAAAACUAUUUGUUAUCCUUAGGAUAAGUAUAAACUUAAUACAAAAAAAAUUAAUAAAAUAAAACUGAAGGAAAUAAA
Messenger RNA from Hemiscyllium ocellatum (epaulette shark), 3949 nucleotides. RefSeq names its product fibrinogen-like 1 (gene fgl1). NCBI's taxonomy places the organism in Eukaryota, Metazoa, Chordata, Chondrichthyes, Orectolobiformes, Hemiscylliidae. The transcript has 8 exons. Gene Ontology annotation, biological process: negative regulation of T cell activation; regulation of immune response. Bases 116 to 1066 code for a protein of 316 amino acids. The record is from RefSeq and is a predicted model, not a curated record.